UCACAGGGGUGACAUGGCCUCUGCAUUGCGAAGUCCCCAGGUCCUCCAGCUCACCCUUGCCCUGAUCAAGCCUGAUGCGGUCGCCCACCCUCUGAUUAUGGAGGCCAUCCACCAGCAGAUCCUGAGCCACAGGUUCCUGAUCGUGCGCACUCGGGAGCUGUGGUGGCGGAAGGAGGAUUGUUGCCGCUUCUACCAGGAGCACGAGGGGCGCUUUUUCUACCAGCGUCUGGUGGAGUUCAUGGCCAGCGGGCCCAUCCGAGCCUAUAUCCUGGCCCACGAGGACGCUGUCCAGCUCUGGCGGACGCUGAUGGGACCCACUAGAGUGUUCCGAGCUCGCCACGUGGCCCCUGACUCCAUCCGUGGGCGCUUUGGGCUCACUGACACCCGCAACACCACCCACGGCUCAGACUCCGCAGCGUCAGCCAGCAGGGAGAUCGCAGCCUUCUUUCCCGAGUUCAGCCAGCAGCGCUGGUACGAGGAGGAGGAGCCCCGGCUGCGCCUCGGCCCUGUGCUCUACAGUCCCGAGGGCGGCGUCCACUGUGCGGCCGGACUGGACCUGGGUCAGCCCGGGAGCCCCGACUGUGCGCAGUGACAGCUGCGACACCGGCCUUCACUCCUCAGCCUCAGGCCUGGUGAUUUCUCACAGGAGUAGGAAGCCCGGGCUGUGGCGCCAUCUCUGCCUCAUGCCACCACCCCUGGGGACUCAGCUCUUCGUCUACCUCUUCUCUGGAACAUUCCUGGUGCCUAAAAUGGAGGGUUUCUCUUGUGCAGAGAGCCACUCCUCCCUCAAGGACUUGGAGACACAGUGAGUCUAGAAGCACCACCUGGCCUGUCUUCCUUAGUAGCAUUGGCCAGGCAUUGGGGUGCACCCCUGUUAUCCCAGCAUUCAGGUGGCUGAGGCAGGAGGAUCAUUGAGAGUUCGAGGCCAGCCUGGGCUACAUAGCGAGACCUCUCCAAAAGCAAAAAAAAAAAAAAAAAAAUGCCGUUGCUUAAAACAACAGCGAUUUUUUUUUUCUCCUCAUCUGUGAGCAGCACAUCCACCAGAGUCUCAUGCAGCCUUUUGUCCUGAGCUAGGCGACAGCUCGUGGAUUCAGGGCUACAGGUGGGCAGCCCCUGUCAGUGCAUGAUGCCUGUGUUGUGUCCAAAAGCAUCUUGUGGCCAAGCCCAGGUCCCUGUGCAGCGGACACAGGGCAACGUGGAUGCUGGGAGGUGUCACUGCGCUCCUGGGUCAGGGAGGUGACCUGUGCAAGGCCUCCCCAAAUGUCACAGGCUGCAGUGCACAUCUGUGCUCCCUGCAAGGACUCAGGCGCCAUCUGCUGGACUCCGGAGGCCUCUGCUGGACCCUCAGCACCCACUUCGUCCCACAGUUCCCCCUCGGUGGCCUCCUGCCUCUCCUAGUCGCUGUAGCCCUCAGUCUCUGCCCAGCCCAUCCUCCUCCAAAUCCUCCUCCUCAGAACUUAGAUCUGUGUGGCACCUGGUAUCUUUGGAAAUGUUCAUCACACCCUCUUCUCCCCGUGUCUCACAUCCUCGUCUCUGCACAGCCAGACCCACAUGGGCGCCUGCCCAGUGGGCUCACCCCAUAUUCAGAGCCAGGUCACCCCACUUCCUUGGGAUCUCGUGCAGAUGCCCAAGUGCAGAUGCCCAAGACCCAAGCUGAGGCCCAAUCCUCAGUCCGGAUGUUAAAUUAUCCCAAGGUCCAGAUUAAAUCCAUGUCUUGAGUCCAGGUUCAGUACCUAGCACUAAGCAAGGAAUGGUGGGGCUCAGCUAUAAUCCCAGCACUGAGGAGGCUGAGACAGGAGGAUCGCCACAAGUUCAAGGCCAGCCUGGAUGAUGCCAAGACCCUGUCUCAAAAAUAUCCACAACUAAACAUCUAGUACUAAACUGAAUUCCAACACUAAGAUCCCAGAGCCAGUUCCAAGCCUGUGAGCUGAAACCUUCUUUUCACACUGACUCUCUCAGUUGUAUGUUACAGUACUGGGAAACUGACUGACACACAUUGUGUUGUCAGUACCUACUUUGUGGUACUUAGUUACAGUAACUUGCAAACUAAUACUGUGUAUUAAACAUAAGCUCUAGUUUGAGGACCAAGGUUUGUAUCCAAGUUCCAGAAGUGAGGUCAGGUCCAUGAUCCUGGAAAAUACAAGUGAGGACUGACUUUCUAAGAUUGGAUUCAAAUCCUCAGAUAAAUACCCAAGGCCAAAGCUUCUCACAUCCCCUUCCACCCGGAUCCACACCAUUAUCUAGUCGGGGCUGAGGGAACUCAGCGAAUCCACAUCUGAGCUGCAGGUGUCACCUCCAGGAGCAAACACCAGGGUCCCCAACAGUGACCCAGAUCAGGCCUAGGUACGUGUAUGUGGUGUUAGAUGAAGGGCAGUGCCACGGUACCCUUCAGUAAGCAGAUGCCAGUCUGUAUGCGAGGCCAAGGCUCAAAGGCUGCGUUCCUGUGUUUUCAUUUUGUUUUUCAGAAAGGGAAGAACCAAGCUCUUUUCCUUGCUUUGGUGGUACUGGGAUUGAACCCAAAGACAUUCUACCACCAAGCCUCAACUCCAGCCAUAUAUACGUGGUGGGGAGACUGGGGUUUGUUUUUUUUUUUGUUUGUUUUUUUGUUUUUUGUUUUUUGUUUGUUUGUUUUUUGUCUUUUUCCUUUUUAUCAGUACUGGGGAUCAAACUCAGGACUGCCUGCUUGCAAGGCAGGCGCUUAUGCCGCUGAGCUAAAUCCCCAGCUCCAGGUUUUUUGUUUUUGAGACAGUGUCUCAAUAUGGUUUAGGCUGCCCUUGAACUCACUAUGUGGUCUAGGCUAGUCUUCAGCUCAUGACAACCCUCCUGCCUUAGCCUCUUAAAUGCUGAGAUUACAGGCAUGCACUACACCUCCAGUUUUAUAUUUUAUUUUGAGGCCAGUUUUCACGAAGUUACCCACACUGGCCUCCUGCUUUAGCCUGCCAAGUAGCCAGGAGUCCUGGUGUGCAGCGAGCCACUGGCUGAAAAGCCACUCUUUUAAUUUGUGUGGAACUGCAGAGGGUCCCAAAGAGCCAGAACAAUGUUGAAAAAGGAGAAAGUUGGAGCACUCACACUUGCCCAUUUGGAAGCCUGCUACAGAGCCACAGUGAUCAAAACAGGUGGUACCGGCCUAAAGACAGACGUGUGAGCCCAUGAGAUAAAGCUAAGAGUUCAGAAACAGACGACUGCCAUAAUCCCAGCAGGCUGGGGGGCAGGUGGGAGACUGCAAGUUUGGGUCCUGCCUGCUGAAAGAAAAGAAAAAGAGGAAGCACAAAAUAAACAUGCAUGGCCAAGUGAUUUUUUUAAAGAGGUUUUCUAGACCAUUCGAUAGGGCAAAAAACCAUUACUUUAAUAAAUGGCAGUGGGACACCCGGAUAACCACUCACAAAAGAAAAGCUGAACCCCGGCCUCACACCAUAUAAAUAACUAACUGAAAAUAGAGUUGGGUGAGGUAGCACGUAUCUGUAACCCCAGCACCCCAGAGUUUGAGGCAAGAAAAUGUCAUACAUGUUCAGGGCCAGCCUGGGCUACACAGUGAGAGCCUCUCUUACAAAUAAAUAAAUUUUUAAAACAAUUACUGAAAGUGGAAACCGAGUGUAAGAGCUGACACGGUAAAGCCACUGGAAGAAACUUGGGGUAAAGCUUCAUGGCCUUGAUUUGGCAACAGAUUUUUAGAUUUGACCCGUAAACCAAGAGGCACAAAGGAAAGAAAACAGAUAAACUGAUUUUCAAAAUUAAAAGUUUUCACUCAUUGAGAUAAAUUAUCCAGAGGGUGAGACUACAGCCAGAAAAUGGAAUAAAUGUUUGUAAGUCGUGUGUCUGACUGAAUCUGAUUUAAAGUUCAGACUAAGGAUCAGCACCAGCUCAAGGCCAGCCUGGGCUACGGGGUGAGACCACAUCUCAGAAAACCAAAUUGAGCUGAGGAUUUAGCUCAGCUGCAAAGAGCCUACCUGGCAAGCACAAGUCCCUGAGUUCAAUCCCUGGUACCAAAAAAAGAGAAAACGAAAACCAAACCAAACCAACUACCUGAAGUCACCUGAGUCACCUCAAGGUCUCAUCCCCAUUAAGGAGCAUUCCUGUUCCUCAUGGGCCUGUGGCUCCCAGGACUACACUGUGGCCAGGACAAGCCACCACCCUCCUUUGAAAGUGGCUGUUAUAUUAGACUAGCAGAAAGGGAAACUGAUUCAUUAAACCCACAAAUAAAAGAGGAGUUUAUUUGUU
Messenger RNA from Cavia porcellus (domestic guinea pig), 4218 nucleotides. RefSeq names its product NME/NM23 nucleoside diphosphate kinase 6 (gene Nme6). The record is from RefSeq and is a predicted model, not a curated record. Gene Ontology annotation, cellular component: mitochondrion. Gene Ontology annotation, molecular function: nucleoside diphosphate kinase activity. The transcript is spliced from 5 exons. The coding region runs from base 14 to 592 and encodes 192 amino acids. Gene Ontology annotation, biological process: CTP biosynthetic process; negative regulation of cell growth; GTP biosynthetic process. Lineage: Eukaryota; Metazoa; Chordata; Mammalia; Rodentia; Caviidae.